This is a messenger RNA of Kazachstania africana CBS 2517, 1176 nucleotides long. It is a transcript of the gene RNR2, whose product is annotated as ribonucleotide-diphosphate reductase subunit RNR2. Gene Ontology annotation, biological process: deoxyribonucleotide biosynthetic process. The record is from RefSeq and is a predicted model, not a curated record. Gene Ontology annotation, molecular function: oxidoreductase activity. Lineage: Eukaryota; Fungi; Ascomycota; Saccharomycetes; Saccharomycetales; Saccharomycetaceae. Bases 1 to 1176 code for a protein of 391 amino acids. The transcript has a single exon.
AUGGCCAAGGAUACUAAGACCGCUGCUGAAGCAUUAUCUGAUUUAGAAAUCAAGGACAAUUCUAACGUCUCAAUCGUUCAAGAGAGCGAUGCUAAGAACGCUGAAGUCAAUGCUAGAUUAAGUGAAGCCGCAAGAAAACACAGAGAAUACUUAAGCUCCCACAGAAUUCAAAGACAUGCAUUAAAGGAAACUGAACAAGAAGAACCUCUAUUAGUUGCUGACCCAAACAGAAAAACCGUCUUCCCAAUCAAGUUCCACGAAAUCUGGCAAGCUUACAAGAGAGCUGAAGCCUCUUUCUGGACUGCUGAAGAAAUCGAUCUUGGUAAGGAUUUACAUGACUGGAACAACAGAAUGAAUCCAAAUGAAAAGUUCUUUAUCUCCAGAGUUUUAGCUUUCUUCGCUGCCUCUGAUGGUUUAGUCAACGAAAACUUGGUCGAAAACUUCUCUGCUGAAGUCGCUAUCCCAGAAGCUAAGGCUUUCUACGGUUUCCAAAUUAUGAUCGAAAAUAUUCACUCUGAAACUUACUCCCUUUUAAUCGAUACCUAUAUUAAGGAUCCAAAGGAAUCUGAAUUUCUUUUCAACGCCAUUGACACUAUUCCUCAAAUUAAAGAAAAGGCUCUAUGGGCUUUGAGAUGGAUUAACGACGCCGAAUCCCCAUUCGCUGAAAGAUUAGUUGCUUUUGCUGCCAUCGAAGGUGUCUUCUUCUCCGGUUCUUUCGCCUCCAUUUUCUGGUUAAAGAAGAGAGGUUUAAUGCCAGGUCUAACUUUCUCUAACGAAUUAAUCUGUAGAGAUGAAGGUUUACACACUGAUUUCGCUUGUCUAUUGUUCGCUCACUUAAAGCACAAGCCAGCUCCAGAAGUUGUCGAAAGAAUCGUCACCGAAGCUGUUGCCAUCGAAAAGCAAUACUUCAUCGAUGCUUUACCAGUCUCUUUAUUAGGUAUGAAUGCUGAUUUAAUGAACCAAUACGUUGAAUUUGUCGCUGAUAGAUUAUUAGUUGCUUUCGGUAACAAGAAAUUCUAUGGUGUCGAAAAUCCAUUCGAUUUCAUGGAAAACAUUUCCUUAGCUGGUAAGACUAACUUCUUCGAAAAGAGAGUUUCCGAUUACCAAUAUGCUGGUGUUAUGUCCAAGACCACUGGUACUGAAGAAGGUGCUUUCAACAUCAACGAAGAUUUCUAA